AUGAAACUCGAGGUUCUUCCUCAAAAGUUACACGGAGGUGAAAUAUCUUCAAUUGACAUUAAUUCAACCAACAAAAUAGUGGCUACUGGUGGUAAGGACAACAUAAUCGCUUUAUGGAAUCUUGAAAGCCUAAUCAACGCUGAUGUUGCCGAAAAAAACCACGCUUUGCAGCUAUCACCAGAAAAGACCAUAGAAGUACACAAAAGUCCAGUAACAUGCGCAAGAUGGUCUCCAACAGAGAACCACGUUUUGAUAUCAGGCGACCGAACAGGUCAUAUCUACAUCUCCGAUACCUCAAAUGGAACCUCAAUCCUUAUUUACCCUUGGCCAUCAAUCGAAGAUGAGGCCAAACUGAUGAUUGACGGAUCGUGGUCUAAGGAUGGUAGACUCUUUGCAUGGAGUACUAGUGACUGCAAAGUUCAUAUCUACGAUACCGUCAAAAGAACUUAUCAAGUGCUUCUGAAUGAAGUGAAGGAUGAGAAAACUUCCAUCCAGCGAAGCAUUGCAUUUGAUCCUUCGAAUACGCUUCUAGUGACGAUUGGUGAUGACACUUUGGUGCACAUUUAUCAGUAUCACUACGUUGAGGAUAGUUACCAAUUUAAGGUUCUAUGCAAAAUCUCCAAAUUGAUGAACAACAAUGCAACAGAUGUGCAAGGCCUUAACCAUAGAAAAAUAUCCUGGUCAUGCGAUGGUGAAUUCUUUUCUGUUCCGAAUGCCAGCAAACAACAAGCGGCAUUGAUAUCACUUCUUUCUAAAUCCCAAGAUUGGGAGAACAAAAUUAGCUUAGUGGGACAUGACAUGGAAUGUGACGUCGUUCAGUUUGCUCCUCAUAUCUACCAGUCGGAACCAGAAGUUGUUGCCCUAGAUACUGAUAGGCAUAACAUAUAUCAUGUGAUAGCCUCUGCUGGUUUAGACCGAACGCUAGUCUUGUGGAAUACCUCCAAAGAAUCGCCCGUUUUAGUCUUGCGAGAUAUCACAGAGAAACCUAUUGCAGACUUAUGCUGGGAUACUACGGGAGAGAGGUUACUUUUCGUGACAAUGGAUGGUCACCUUGGAGUUGUGGGUUUCGAAAGAGGAGAACUAGGGGAUACUAUUGCUUCAGAUCUUCUUUCUAAGCUUAAAGAAUCACAGGAUAAGCACUCAAAGCCUUUCUCGUGCAAGAGUGAUGUGGAAGCUAGUAACUCAAAGAAAACUAAGCACCUAACUGAUCUUAUUGAACAAAGCAAAGCUACUAAUGUGUUGGAAGCAUUCAAGAAACCGAAAGUAACAGAGGACAUAGAAACGGAAGAGAGAAAGCCAGAAGAGCCGACUGUUGAUGAUAUAUUCCCAUCAAAACUUGCUGGGGACAUCAUCCCCACAGUUAUAACUGCGAGUAGGGCGGACAACACAGAUGACGUCGAUAUGCUUCAAUCUGCAAUGAGGGAGCGGGAGCAACCACCAAAUGUAUCACAAAGCCGAGCAAAGGGAGAUACGGUAGCGGUGAAAGAAAUUGCCACAUCGCUGCAGAGGGUAUCCAUCAAAAAUGGAAAAAAGCGCAUCCAACCUGUUCUCAUGAGCAACGGACAAAAGACAUCUACUUCUAUGAACGAUACGAGCGCUUUACUACAAAAUCAAUCUCAAACAUCUAUGGGAUUGAAAACAGGCAAAACUCUAAUGGAAUUUGAUAAGCCUUCGUAUUCAGUAACUGAAGAGGCACAGAAGGAAAAUAAGAAACACAAAGUGCUUGAUGAAAGUGGAAGUACAAAAAAAGCCAAAAGAAACUUGAUUCCAAUUAAGUUUGUUGGAUCCGUUGUGCUUAACCCAAGUACCACGUUCGCUAAAGUCAGAUUAUCCGCACCAAAGAUCAGAAUGUUUUUCGGAUUAACCUCAAGAGAAUCAGCUGACAUAUACCUUGACAUAAAGAAUGGACAAGGAAAUGAAACAGCACCUUCAAGAGUGACCUGCUUUAAAAGGGAACUGCAAAUUUGGACUGACUUCAUUCCAAAGUACAUACAAUUGGCUUCAGAGGGAAGCAAUUUCUGGGCCAUUUCUACCGCUGAUGGGCAAAUCUUAACAUAUUCACGUGUAUCCGGUAAGAGACUUCUCCCGCCUCUAAUAAUGGGUGCGCCAUUAUCUUUCUUAGAAAGUCACGGGAAAUAUUUGAUGGCUGUCACUACCAUAGCAGAGGUGUUCGUUUGGGAUAUGGAACAAAAGAAAUUGCAUAUGAGCUCUCCUCUGUCUCUCGCGAGCCUAUUGGAUCUUAACAACAAGUUUGAAGAAGAUACAAUUAGCAAGUCAGAGAAUGUUACCAUGUGUUCUAUAACAUCGAAGGGAAUGCCUCUUGUGACACUUUCGAAUGGAGCAGGAUACCUUUAUAAUAUUGACAUGGGUGUGUGGAAUACUAUUUCGGAGGCGUGGUGGGCAUUCGGAUCACACUACUGGGAUUCAAUCUCAGAUGAUAAAACAUCGAUUGAGCCCCAAAGUUCAGAAUUAUUGGGCCGCGAAGCUAAAUCGUCAUUGAUUGGACUCAUGGAGCACAAAACGAAUGAAGAGAUACUAAGAAAAAGUCGUGUGGGAAGAGGCAAGUACUUCAACAAAAUAUCCAAAAAUAUGAUUAUGAAAGAAGGAUAUGAGAAUUUGGAGAACACUGUCUCUUUAUCACAUCUAGAGAACCGCAUCUUGUGUUGUGAAAUUUUGGGUGAAGAAAAAGAUUUCCACGACUUUUUAAUAAUUUAUGUCAAGCGAAUUUGCGAGCUUGGGCUCAAGGCAAAACUAUUCGAAAUUUGUGAGCAGCUUCUUGCGAGUGACAAUCUACAACAGCCCAAAAUAUGCGGUUAUGACAAGCAGGAAUUGUUGAAAGAAAUAAUACUUUCGUGUGCGGAAUAUAGAGAUUCCCAAAGAAUUUUGGUUCAUUUUAGCAAAAUAUUGGGGAUUAUAGAUAGCGAUUACUAG
Messenger RNA from Clavispora lusitaniae ATCC 42720, 2931 nucleotides. RefSeq lists its product as uncharacterized. Gene Ontology annotation, biological process: chromatin remodeling; regulation of DNA-templated transcription; DNA-templated transcription. The record is from RefSeq and is a predicted model, not a curated record. NCBI's taxonomy places the organism in Eukaryota, Fungi, Ascomycota, Pichiomycetes, Serinales, Metschnikowiaceae. Gene Ontology annotation, cellular component: HIR complex; nucleus; chromatin. Gene Ontology annotation, molecular function: protein binding; nucleosome binding.